AUGAUUACCGAUUCGGAAGCCCCAACCUACAAUUUUAACAGCGAUGAUGAAGCGCCCUGCGAGUACCUUAACGAUGUCUAUGCGAUAAGCGAAGACACCUUUUCGUUUAAAAUUAUCAAGCAGUUGGGGGAGGGCUACUACAGUCCCGGAAAUGGACACAAAGUAAAAAUAAUAUACUACGAACUAGGUUCCGAGGACAAAAUCGCUAGUGCUAACGUGUAUUUAGGAAAGAACGACAAACUACCCUAUAUUUGCGAAAUUGCUGUAAAGUGUAUGAAGCCAAAUGAGGUCUCUAUCAUUCAGGCCCCAACGCUUUUUACAAAAACAUUUAGUAACUCUGAACGGAAGAGCAAGUAUGAUAGGAAGGAAAACUUCAGGAGGGAGUUUAAAAAGGCCCUAAGAUUUAAACAGAAGUGCGUCGAAAAGUACAUAAGCUAUUCCAUCGUGGCAACCUUGAAAAGAAUAAAAUUAAGUUCAAACGAUAUAAAAUUGCUAGUGCGAAAAAGGAAAUUAAACAAGGCUAACCGGGAUGGAAACCACGAUGUGGCACAAAAAGACACACCAGAUGAAGAACUCAAAGGAGAAGACCCACACAACUGCUCAGAAUCGUUGACCUUAGACGAUAUUAACAAUGUAAGGUAUAAAUUUUUAAAAGAGGACGAACUGAGCACAUACGUUGUGUACUUGAAAGAAUAUAAACGAGUCGACAUUCUAAAUCAUGACAGGACUAUAAUAAAGGAAGUCAUGCGAGAAGGGAAAGGAAUUUUUACCCCCAAAAAAAAUGAUUACAUUGAUUUUUUUAUACAAGAUGGAAAGAAGCGCGAGUUUAUUCACACCACCUUGGAGGAACAUAAUUUAAAAUACAGAGGGCUCUUCAAAAUUUUGCAAAAUAUGAAAAAAAAAGAAAUGUCCAAAAUUGUUCUUAAAGGUUUGGAAUGUCUCCACAUAUACCACUUCGCGCAAAAAACACACACGGAAAAAGAGGAGCCGAAUGGCCCCGAAAAAAAUCCAGACGACAUGCAGAAGGGUAGAAGGGACUUCUGCCACGAUGAGAAGCAGAAGGGCAUCGUGGACGAGACAAAGUUGUCCAACUUUGAAACGAAUCAAGUGAAACAAAAUCCUGGUGAGAUAGAAGAGGAAAAGAAUGUCGAUCUCCAUAUCAGAGACGAAUUACCCAAGCAGAAGAAAGAAAUAAUUAUAGAGCUACUGGACUUUAAAAAGUCCAAACGGGUUAAUCUUUUUUCAAUUAUCAAUCUAAACGACACAGGAAAGCUACUGUUUUACUUGUCCGAUGAUGGUAAAGAUAAAACCCCAAACAAACCAAUUAUUGACACCGAUUGCGAGUUGAUAAUCCAUUUAAGUAUCAAUAAUGAUAAGAACAGAAGGGAAAGCAAAAGAAUGCAUUUGCCGGUUCAUUUCUGGAAGAACAAUGGCAAUAUUAAAAAACGAAAGGCAUUUUUCCUUUUUUCGUACGGUUCAUGCUUCACGGCUCCUCUUUGGUUUUAUGAAUGCUUCAAAGGGCUAAAGGAGGGCGAUGAAGUAAUCAUUCCUUUGUCCAAAAAUAGGAAUAUUUUUUCGGAGAAUCAGUUCGCUUACCCUUUAAUUUUUGAGGAGGCGGCUCAAGGGGAACGAGUACAACCCCCGCAAGGCGGCAAACGUGAAGUUGAAGAUGAUAUCCAAAGGAACAAUGGUGUAAGGAACGACCAAAAAGAGUCCACCCCAAAUGACAGUCACCACAUAACAAAAAAGAACCAUUCGGGGAGGAAAUGGUCCAAAAUGGAGGACCGAAAAUUUGUCCAGCGCCUGAUUUCCAACCGAAACAGGGGCAAAGGCUUCUUUCUGAUAGAUGGCUUGAAGAAAAACCAAGUGGAUCGCUUCUGUGAAGGUUUUCUUUCGUCGCAAACGUCCCUGAUCAAUAGAACUCACCAUGAGGAGGAAUCGCCAAAAUUGCCUUUUCAUUGUAGCUCCUUCCAAAAAGUCAGGCGGAAGAAAUUUUACAAAAGUGUAGCCAACAUUCAAAAAAGUGAAAAACUUACCAGGAUGAAGCAUCAGCUGAGUAAACAACUUUACGAAGUUAGCUCUUCCAACGAGAGUAUCUCAAAAGAGGAUGAACACAAAGGACAAAAAAUGGAUAAUUUUUCAUUCUUUAGAAAAGCCCUAAAAAGCGUAUACUUUGACAAAUCAUUUUACGAAAAAGAUACCAUUUUAAAAAUAAAAAUUGUUAAACUUAUUUGUAAAAAGAAAGACCCGUGGAAUAUGAACAUCUCAGAACAAAUUGAGUACCUAAAAAUUUACAACAAAAUGGGCAAUACAUUUAUGAAAAAAAAUUUGCACUAUGCAGCCUCACUUCAUUACAUAAAAGGCUUUGAUAUAUUUCGCUUUUCCAAAAUUUACAGUUUAAUUUUUGAGGAAAAGAAAAUAAAUGUGUCAAAUUUAGACAGUGAUGACAUGGCGAAGGAGCUCGUACUACACGCCGAAAAGAUACUAACUAAUUUGGCCAUUUCUCACUACAAAUUAGGAAACUACAAUGAAUGUGUUAAGUAUGCAGAAAACGCUGCCACUAUAAAUCCAGAAAAUGUUAAAUCCAUUUAUUGGAAACAUAUGGCAUAUUUGCAGCAAAAUAAAUAUCACCAAGUCAUAAAAAAUUUGAACAAUUCCUUUUGCCUCAGCAAUUUGACACUUCUCAAGUUGUACAACACCGCACGCGUAAUAAAGAAAAAACAGGACGCCCACUUUAAUUCACUUUUUUACGCCAUGUACGAUCAGAAGUGA
Messenger RNA from Plasmodium inui San Antonio 1, 2772 nucleotides. RefSeq lists its product as hypothetical. The transcript has 6 exons. The record is from RefSeq and is a predicted model, not a curated record. Lineage: Eukaryota; Apicomplexa; Aconoidasida; Haemosporida; Plasmodiidae. Gene Ontology annotation, molecular function: protein binding. Bases 1 to 2772 code for a protein of 923 amino acids.